Messenger RNA from Delphinapterus leucas (beluga whale), 2615 nucleotides. NCBI's taxonomy places the organism in Eukaryota, Metazoa, Chordata, Mammalia, Artiodactyla, Monodontidae. The record is from RefSeq and is a predicted model, not a curated record.
GGAAGAAAAAGCUGCAGUUAAAUGCAUCUGGCAGCUCCUGGAAUGAGGCUGGUAAGUAGAGUUCUUCAGGGAACAAGCAGGGACAUUUUCAGUAGUCCCCCCGAACGCAGGCUUUGUCCAGGAUCAACAGAAUGGGAGUUGCCUGACAACAAUUUCUCAAGGUCAGACAACGGCAACUUUCAGAUGCCAGCCCUGGCAUUUAAUACUUGGGAAAUUAUGGACAAGGUAUUUAACUACUCUCUGUUUCCUUAUUUGCAAAACGGGGACAAUGGCAGAAGGGUGGUGAGGAUUGAAGGAGAAAGCCCAUGUGAAAUACCUGGUCCAGGUCCUGGCAUAUAUUCUUUUACAGAGCUACCUCAUCUGGCAGGAACAGAACAAAAUUUGCUGCUGGCCAAGAAAAUCCAAACCCAGUGGAAGAAAUCUGGACUGGAUUCAGCCAAGUUGGUUCAUUAUGAUGUUCUCCUGUCUUACCCUAAUGAGACAAAUGCCAACUACAUAUCAAUCACGGAUGAACAUGGAAAUGAGAAUUCUAGGAAGGUUAGAAUGCGUGUUCAUAACAUCAAUAAAAUCACAAGGAUUUACAAUGUAAUUGGAACUAUCAGAGGAUCUGUGGAACCUGACAGGUAUGUUAUUCUGGGAGGUCAUCGGGACUCCUGGGUAUUUGGAGGUAUUGACCCAACCAGUGGGGCUUCUGUUUUGCAAGAAGUUGUUCAGAGUUUUGGCAAACUGAUGAGUAGAGGCUGGAGACCAAGAAGAACUAUCAUUUUUGCCAGCUGGGAUGCAGAAGAAUUUGGACUUCUGGGUUCCACAGAAUGGGCUGAGGAGAAUGUAAAAUCACUUCAGGAGAGAAGCGUUGCUUAUAUCAACUCAGAUUCAUCUAUAGAAGGCAAUUAUACUCUCAGAGUUGACUGUACACCCCUUCUUUACCAACUGGUGUAUAAACUGACAAAAGAGAUCUCCAGCCCAGAUGAUGGUUUUGAGAGUAAAUCUCUUUAUGAAAGCUGGUUAGAAAAGGACCCUUCAUCUGAAAAUAAAACUUUGCCUAGAAUCAACAAGCUGGGAUCUGGAAGUGAUUUUGAAGCUUAUUUUCAGAGACUUGGAAUUGCUUCAGGAAGAGUCCGGUACACUAAGAAUAGGAAAACAGAUAAUUACAGCAGCUAUCCAAUGUACCAUACAAUUUAUGAGACAUUUGAAUUGGUGGAGAAUUUUUAUGACCCCACGUUUAAAAAACAGCUUGCUGUAGCUCAGUUACGAGGAGCACUGGUUUAUGAGCUUGCAGACUCUAUAAUCAUUCCUUUCAACAUUCAAGACUAUGCAAAAUCUUUGGAAAACUAUGCAACAGGUAUCUACAGCUUAUCCAAGAAAUAUGACCAACAAUUAAGAGACCAUCAAGUAUCAUUUGAUUCCUUAUUUUCUGCUGUGAAAAACUUCUCAAAGUCUGCUUCCGAUUUUCACAGAAGACUUUCACAAGUUGAUCUGAAUAACCCCACUGCAGUGAGAAUUAUGAAUGACCAACUGAUGUUCCUGGAAAGGGCAUUCAUCGAUCCCCUUGGUUUACCAGGGAGGCCAUUCUAUAGGCACAUCAUCUUUGCUCCAAGCAGCCACAACAAAUAUGCUGGCGAAUCAUUUCCUGGCAUCUUUGAUUCUAUAUUUGAUAUUGAAAAUAAAGCAGAUCCUCGUUCAGCCUGGAAAGAAGUAAAGAAACACAUUUCAGUUGCAGCCUUUACAAUUCAAGCAGCAGCAGGGACUCUGAAAGAGUUGUUAUAGUAAGGUCUCAGCCAACUAGCUGCCGUUAAAAGUCUGAGGAUAAAAUCCGUCUUUCUGAUAACACGUGAAGCCAGAGCUAAAAUCUUGCUUUUCAUGUCAUGUUUUGACUUUAGGCUUCCACCUUGUUCAUCUGCAAAGAGAUUUUUGGCCCUUUGAAAAUUCAUAACUUCAUGAAAGCGCUAAGCCAAUAAAACAAACCAAAAAACCUCUAGUCAUAUGGAGAAAGAGAUAAAGUAAGUGAAAGUUCCCUAAAAUAAAAUAUGGCAAGGAACUUGAACUCUUCAGACAUUGGUGGCCAGAAAGUGAAACAGUACAACCACUUCGGAAGACAGUCUGGCACUUUCUUAUAAAGUUAAAUAUAUACUUAUAUUAUAGCUCUAAAAUUCUACUUCUAGGUAUUUACUAAGGAAAAGCAAAAACAUGAUCACCAAAAGACUGUUGCAUGUUCAUCUCAGCUUAAUGUGCAAAUAAUGCCAAUGCCCAUCAAUAAAUGAAUGGAUACAUUGUGGUAUAUUCACAAGGGAAUACUACUCAGCAAUAAAAACGAAAUAACUGCCGAUACAUGUAAUAUUAUUGGCAGACAUUGUUGAGGGAAAGAAGCCAGACACAAAAGAAUGCCUAGUAUGAGACUCAAUUUAUAUGAAGAAGCAAAACUAAUCUAUGGUAUUAGGAAUUAGAUCAGUGACUGCUUGGGUCAAGUAAGGGGCAGGCAGGGAGGAAAUCUGCUACAAAGAGGAAAGUUUCUGGGAUGAUGGGAGUUUUCUGUAUCAUGAUCUGGAUGAUGGUUACACAGGAAUAUACAGUUGUCAAACUUCAUCAAACAGUAAACUUAAAAUGUGUAACAAUGA